Filobasidium floriforme is the source of this 1023-nucleotide messenger RNA. Its product is annotated as Arabinanase/levansucrase/invertase. Lineage: Eukaryota; Fungi; Basidiomycota; Tremellomycetes; Filobasidiales; Filobasidiaceae. The coding region runs from base 1 to 1023 and encodes 340 amino acids. The transcript is spliced from 12 exons. The record is from RefSeq and is a predicted model, not a curated record. Gene Ontology annotation, molecular function: hydrolase activity, hydrolyzing O-glycosyl compounds. Gene Ontology annotation, biological process: carbohydrate metabolic process.
AUGCUUUGGAAAUCUGUCGCUGCGCUCUCCACCUUGGCCGUGACGGCUCUUGGGUUCAAGAACCCCUUGAAGGACUUUAACGGGUCUGACCCGCAAAUGCAGUAUUGGAACGGUAACUACUACCUGUUGACCACGACCUGGACGCAUAUUGCCAUCACCACCUCACCCACGCUCGAAGGACUGAAGACGGCCGAGCCGAAGAUGGUGCAUUCGUCGGAUGACCCUUCUAGGUGUUGCAAUCUUUGGGCUCCUGAGCUGCAUUACAUCGACGGUAAUUGGAGGAUCUACUACACCGCCGGAACAAACGGUACCUUUGACAAUCAGUUCACGCACGUCCUUAAAGGAGGUCAAGAUCCUCUGGAUACCUACGAGUACGAAGACCGGGUCGUCAUGACCGGCCGAGACGUCUGGGCGAUCGACUCCACCAUCCUCCAAAUGGACUACGGAAACUUCCUGAUCUACUCUUCUUGGGAUCCCAACACGCCUCCUCCUCCGGGCAAGGCGGAUGAUCGGGACCAGUGUCUUUACAUUGCGAAUAUGACCUCUCCUACUACCGUCGGCCGAUCCGUCAAGAUUUCUGCUCCGACCUACGAUUGGGAGACUGUCGGAACACGAGUCAACGAAGGCGCCGCGCCGUUGUACCACGGCGGUCGGACUUUCCUGAGUUACUCUGCUGCCGGCUGCGCGGGAGGGGAAUACAAACUCGGUCUCCUCGAACUCGUCGGUGGAAACCCCAUGAACGCCUGCGACUGGAAGAAAUACCCUGAGCCGGUCUUUAGCGCCAACAAAGAGGAUGGGGUGUAUGCCCCUGGGCAUAACGCCAACUUCUAUUCGCCGGAUGGCAAGGAGACUUGGAAUGUUUACCAUGCGAACAAGGACGUUGCUGGUUCCUUGCUGUGCGAUGGUGCGCGAGACACUCGAGCUCAGAUCAUCACCUGGGGCGACGACGGCCUUCCCAUCUACGGAGAGCCUUUGCCUUUGGAUACCGAGAUCGCUCCUCCUUCUGGUGAAGUUGCUGCUUAG